Molecule: messenger RNA, 4976 nt
Organism: Epinephelus fuscoguttatus (brown-marbled grouper)
Lineage: Eukaryota; Metazoa; Chordata; Actinopteri; Perciformes; Serranidae
Gene: swt1
Product: SWT1 RNA endoribonuclease homolog
Exons: 17
Coding region: 98-3190 (1030 amino acids)
Cellular component (GO): nucleus
Source: RefSeq, a predicted model, not a curated record
UUACUGCAUUUGGUUUUCUCCUCAGACCACUCACAUAUAUGCACGCCGUGGGUAUCUUCUCUUAAACAACUGAUUAUUGAUCACGAGAACAACAUGCAUGCGUGCAAACUCCGUUCCAGUGUGUGGCGGUAAUGUAGCAACCAGAAGCAGUAACUGUCGUAGUAGAAGAAGAAAAAGGCGGAAGUGCAGCGGAUGUUUUGAGAAGCAGUCGGCAUCAAAAAUUACUUUUAAUAGGACAAUGUCUAAAAAGUCCAAAAAGAGAAAGCGCAAGAAGCAGUCGUCAUCCUCAAGUGAAGAAGAUGAGAGGUCAUCCCGGGAGCACAGUGUUUCCAAGCAUCGCAAAAGUGGCAAGAAGAAGCAUGACGUCAACAGUCAGGAGAGCUGUGCAGCAAACCAGGACAAGAGCGCCUCAACUGUUAAAGAUGUUUCCCAGAGCACCCGCCACAUCAAGAAGCCUGUCUACAGACUGGCAAAAACACAAGUGACAGACCAGAAACCUGUUAAUAAGGAAGGAAAAUGUACAGAAACUAAAAGUGCCUUUGUGUCAUUCCACUGGGGAAAAUGCUCUAGUAAAGCAAAACAUGACAUUUCAGGGAAAGACGCUUCUGUUAGUGGGAGUAAGACUGUGGAAAGGGGACACUCAAAACCCUCAAACAGCAACAGUGCAGGUACAGUUCCUCUGAGAAAAGAGGAGACGUCUAGAGGCAGCUCAGAUAAAAAGUCUUCCCACAGGAGCUCAUCCAAAUUAAAAGAGCAGCUAAUAAGUCCCAGUUUGGCUUCUGCUGAACAGAAAGAAAAGAGGGAGUAUCCACUGAAAAAUAAGUGCAGAGCUGAGGAGCCACCAAGGACUGGAGAUGACAGCAGCACUAUCAAGACCAGUAAACCAAGCAAGACCUCCUCCGUCUCCAAGGAUUCUCAGUGGCAGAAGAGCACGGACCUGUUCGAGAAGAUGUGCCAAAGGCAUCAAGAAAAGAAGUCCAAAAGGAGCACGCGUACAGAAGCAAAAACUCCACCUGCCUCUGCCACAAAGCAUUCCUCCCCUCCGGCCAAGCACACUACCUCAGUUAGUAGCUCAAGUGUGGUGAAGAAAGCCAUUGCAGUUCCAGGGAAUGUCACAUCAGUGUCACAGAAGACCACUAAGCCAUCAUCAUCUGCUCAACAACAAAUAUCCUCUCUUGCAUCACCCUCGCUUUUUAAUUUUAAGAUACCAAAAAAGGUUCAACCAAGGCCAGUAGAGAGCAUCGUUGAGAAUAAGGAUGUUAGUUGUACAAACAUAAAUCUCAACCACAGGACUGAGCUUUCAGACUCAGGGGCCUCAACGAGCAAUUGCCAGCAGGAAACUGUCCAACAAGCUCGCAGCUGUUUGGAUGUUACACCUGGUUUUUCAUCUGAAGGACAAGAUAAGAGGUCGUCUUUGUCAGGCCAACUCCCAGCUUCGUCUCAUACCACCAGUGAGCCGUGGUAUGAUCAGAGGCAAGUGGUUGAAGAGCUCCAUCUUGCCCGCUGUGAGAAGAGACUGGAGGUGAAUGUAAUGGAAAGCUAUGGCGAACUUACCGGUAUGGAAAUAGAUCCUCCAGAGGAGGGAGCUGCAGACGCACACUGUAAACAACCUCCUCAGCGAGACCUGAUCCUCGUUUUGGACACCAACAUUCUCCUCAGUCACCUGGAUUAUGUGAAAAAGAUCAUAUCUCACGGCCUUGGAGCUCUGGGCUGCCCUGUCGUUCUCAUCCCCUGGGUCGUGCUUCAGGAGAUGGAUUCCCUAAAAAGGGGGAGAGGUCUGACAGGUUCUGUGGCCCACCUGGCAACUCCUGCCAUCUCGUACAUUUACAACUCUCUGAAGAGCCGGGAACCUCACCUCUGGGGCCAGUCUAUGCAGCAGGCCGCUGAGAGCAGCAAUGGUCUGAAUGCCGAGAAUAACGAUGACAGGGUGCUGCAGUGCUGCCUGCAAUACCAGAGUCUAUACCCAGAGUGUGCUCUCAUUCUAUGCACUAAUGAUAAGAACCUAUGCAGUAAAGCUCUCCUUAGUGGGGUGAAGGCAGCCAGCAAGAGUGAUUUGGAGGCAGAGGUUGGAAGAUCCAGGCAUGGCUUUCAUCCUCUGCAAAGCAUUAAGACUCCUAUGCUGCCCCACAUCAGCCCGCAGGUCUCAUCACCAAUGCAGAGCAGGAGCUCUACACCGGUGCAGCCACACAGUCAAGAGAGAGCAGGUCUCUCUGUAGAGGAGAACGAUAACAAGCGGCUGAGCAAAAGAGAGGCUGAAGAGAAGACAAACUGGGACCCUAGCAUUGUUUCUGAGCUAGAGGACUGCCUGCGAGAGGUGCUGUCUGAUGCGUUAGAGGUCGAGAUGAAGGCUGCGUUCGAAGACCUCUGGCUAGAAAUAAUUUAUAUUAAACCACCCUGGAGUCUUCGAGAUGUCCUGCACUGUUUGAAAAAGCACUGGAUUGCUGUUUUUGGGCACGUUGUCCCACGAAGGAAGCUGCAAACUGUUUCAAAUCUCAUUGACUUCUUCAACUCAGGUGAAACAGUGGACUGUCGCACUACCUCAGCAGUCCUGCAAGAAGCCAAGGAGCUUGUGAAAGCAUUUGACAAAAGUUCAAGCCAUGUCCCAAGUGCCAUCUCCAAACUGGACAAUAUAUACAAUAAGCUACACCCGCAGUGGGAAUCUCCUGCCUGCGAUGUUGUCAUGAAUGAUGAUGAUGAUGAUGAUGAUGAUGAAGACAAACAACCCUCGUCUGUUCAGGUCUCUCACCAGGAAGUGUGGGCCGUGUUUGAGAACAUCUGGAGUAAUGUGUGUCAAGUAAGCUUCGAAGUGUUCAAAGCUCUGGGCUUUGACCAUCACACCAUGCAGAGCACUAAGCCAGUGGGAGGGCCUCCGCCACAACACGACGCCUUGGUCUAUUUGUACAAACUGUCCUCCAUGGUCUCACAGCUGCUCCAAGCCUUCAGCAGUGUCUUGUCCUCAGCCCCUGGUUUAGAGGAAGUACGGACACUGCUCAGCAUUAUGCACUCAAAUGAGAUUGUUGACGUGGACUCCAGAUUGACAGCCAAAGACCUUCUUGACUGUUUCUCACAACAAGACUACAGGGAGAAGCUGAGACUCGGAGGGAUCCAGUUAAUGGGGUUAAAAGAGGCCCUGGAUCGUUGUGUUGGGACCACAGGUCACAACAUGACCUUUACCACAUCGCCGCCCUGACUGGAUCAGAAUCAGGGAGUUUGCACAUCAACCAGAUGCGCAGAAUAAACUGUUACCCUUGACUUGAAGUAAACACUGUAAUUUGAAGGGAUGUCUGCUUGCACUGUGCCUCUGGUGACUGGAACUGUUUACACACGUUCCGUUUCCGUAAAUGUAAGGAUGUCUAUGGGUGUUCUCCACCAUUCAUAAGGGCAAUACCUUUGUUUAGCAGAGCUUGUUUUAUCUUCAUGUGGCAGUUUUACAGUAUGCGGGGUUUGAGUACAUCAAGCACUGCUUUCACUGUCCUCUAAUAUUUCUUCAGGGAUUUUCCACCUGGUUCUGAUGUCUCCUGUCAAUUCACAGUUGAGCAGUGAUGUCAUUUUUCAUGCUUUGCAGGGCUUUUUAUAUUUCAGUUCAGUGAGUCUUCAAACAUUUCUGCACAUAAAAUAUUGUAUUAUUUUGUUAAAACUGAUCAGUUAAAUGACUAAUUUGUAUUAUUCAAACAGUUGUACUUGCAUUUAAAGCAGUUUGAUACAUAGUGUGCAAACAGAGUUUGAGAUAUUUAUUUGGAGAUUCUUUUUUGGACCAUAUGAAUGUGUGAUGCUACAACAGUGUACAAUUAAGUUUUACCCCUCGGUCCACUGAGACACAUGACAGACAACUUUUUUUAAAAAUAGCUAUAAUUAACUAUAUUUUAAUGUCUGUCUAUUAUUUUUCAACCCUGACACUAUUAAACAGCUGGUUCCUACUAUUUAUGAUUGUUCAGCUUCAGUUCACUGGGCUCAAAGGAAUACUACCACACUUUAUUGUUGAGAGUUACAUGAGAAGAACUAUACCAUCCUUUUAUCAGUCCAUGAAGCUACAAGAUGAUUAGCUUAGUUUAGCUUAGCUUAGUUUAGCAUAAAGACUGAAAACAGCUACCCUAGCUCUGUCUAAAGAAAAAGAAUAUGUGCACCAGCUCACUAAUUACAAUUAAAAUUUCUUUAAUCUGUAUAAAAAACAGUGGAAAAAAAUGACUAGCUUUGGUUUUAUUAUGUGCCAGAUGAUCCUUGUCGUGUAAGCUUUAGAGGUGCUAGUAGGCAGAUUUUGUUACAUUUGGACAGAGCCAGGCCACAUGUUACCCUCCGUUUCCAGUAUUGGUGCUAAGAUAAGCGAAGCUAAGCUAAACUAAGCUAAGCUAUGCUAAACUAAGCUAAGCAUCUUCAUAUUUAGCUUACAGACAAGAAAGAGGCAUCAAUCAGCUCAUCUAACUCUCAGCAAAAAAAGUGGUGUCUAUUCCUUAAAAUGUUAAACUGUUUCUACAAAGAGAGUCCAAUGGGAUGAUCAUUUAACCCUUUAAACUAGAAUUGUUUUCAAAAAUUCACAAUGUACUUCUGGUUUUACCAGAUUAAAGUCACAAAUAGGGCUGUAGACUUUACACAACUAAUGAACAACUAACUGCAAAUGUAGCUAAGAGAAUAAAACUGAGCUAUAAAUAUAGAGUGUAGCAUUUGAAGUGCCUAUUCUUUGAGCUCCUUUUUUUCAAAAUCAAGAUUUCUUAAAGCCAACAGAUUGAUCAAGAGUCCCAGUGAGAAGCUGAAACCAAAUGGCUAUUUGUUUUUAACUGAAAGUGAGGUUGUUGCACACAAUCAUAAAUGAUAAGGAACAAGACUGAGUUUAGUUUGAAACUGGUGAGUUUUCAGCUUUAGCUCAUUUUUGGUUAAUUUUUAAUUAAAACUGUAAAUCAUUUAAGAACAAAAACUAUAUUUUAUGUAAAAGAGUUCAGUGUUUACAACAAGAAAUUAAAUGUUUUGAAGCUUUUUCCUAA